GCUUGCGCCGCCGGGGAAGACUGUCUUUGCACUGUGGCUGCCGCCUGCGCCAACCAAAGCGAGGAGACCCAAGCUGCUCCGUGCACUGCGUGCAGUGUGUGGUUCCCGAGCCUUCCCGUGUCCGCUCGGCCGCCGUCGGGCCACGUCAGGGAACUGCCACCUGCAGCCAGGCCGCCAGCCAUGCCAGCCGCGCCCGCCCUGCGCCCGCCGCCGCCGCCCACGACCCCGGCACCUCCGGCUCCGAGCCGCCCUGCGCCUCCCAUCCCGGGCCACCGAGGCCCGUGUGACCAUUCUCUAAAAUGCUUAAGCUCCAAGAUUUCUGAGCGAAAGCUGCAAAGCUCCUGGCUGCCUGCUGGGCGAGGACCUCUGGAGAAACCCGCCCUGGGGCCACGCGGUGCCGUCAUGCCCAUGUUCAAUCCUCAGAGUGGCCUUCACUCAGCCCGUGCUGAGCACAGCCCGCUGAAGCCCAGGGUGGUGACGGUGGUGAAGCUGGGUGGGCAGCCCCUCCGCAAGGCCACCCUGCUCCUCAACAGGCGGUCGGUGCAGACAUUUGAGCAGCUCCUAGCCGACAUCUCGGAAGCCUUGGGCUUUCCACGGUGGAAGAAUGACCGUGUGCGGAAGCUGUUCACCCUCAAGGGCAGGGAAGUCAAGAGUGUGUCUGACUUCUUCAGGGAGGGGGAUGCCUUCAUAGCUAUGGGCAAAGAGCCGCUAACAUUGAAGAGCAUCCAGUUGGCUAUGGAGGAGCUGUAUCCCAAGAACCGGGCCCUUGCCCUGGCCCCACAUAGCAGAGCCGCCUCCCCAAGGCUGAGAAGCAGACUUCCCAGCAAGCUUCUCAAAGGAGGCCCCCGCUGUGGAGAGGUGGGAAGCUGUAGUGAGGUUAUGGGGAGCCGGACAGUCACCAGGCAUCAGGGCAAGACCUCUACAGAGCUGGCCUUGGAAGACAAGGUGAGGGCCCAGAAGAAGUGGGUAAGAGGCAAACAGGAAGCAGAACCUGGUGCCCUGCCAACACCCAGGGAAGCCACUCUGGAGGAGACUCAUGCAAGUGGAGAGAAGCACCUGGGGGUGGAGAUCGAAAAGACCUCCGGGGAGAUCGUCAGGUGUGAGAAGUGUAAGCGAGAAAGAGAGCUGCAGCUGGGCCUGCAGAGGGAGCGGUGCCCGCUGGGCAUCAGUGAGCUGGACCUGGGGAGGGGUCAGAAGUGGGAUUCGGAGAAGCUGGUGAGGACCAAGAGCUGCAGGCGGGCUUCUGAGGCAAACUCGACGGAUGGAGAGGAAGGAUGGAAGGGUGAUAGCCAUCGGAGCAGCCCCAGGAAUCCCCCUCAGGAGCUGAGGAGACCCAGCAACAACUCAGACAAGAAAGAGAACAGAGGCUCGGAACCUCAGGAAAGUCACCCUCAAGGAGCAGCCAAGGCCCAGAAGGACCUCGUGGAAGGUCCACAAGCUGUACAGGAGGGGCUGGUGGAUGCGAGGAAAGACCCCAGGCACACGUGCAGGAAUAAGCAUGGCGCCUGGCUUCUGAGAGAGCACCAGGCCGAACCCCCGCAGCUUCCCAGGACCCGAGGGGAGGAGAAGGAAACAGACCACGAGAAGAAGCCAGGUGGCUCAGGAGGAAGGAGAAUGGUGCUGGAAAAGGAGCCUAAGACGAAGCUGGAAGAGAGCAAGCUGGAACGGCCCAGUGGCCGGAAGCUGCGGCCGCUGGGCAUCAUCUCAGCUGAUGUGGAGAAGCACUAUGAAAUCGGUCGGGUCAUCGGGGACGGGAACUUUGCCGUCGUGAAAGAGUGCAGGCACCGCGAGACCAAGCAGGCUUACGCCAUGAAGAUUAUUGACAAGUCCAAGCUGAAGGGCAAGGAGGACAUAGUUGACAGUGAGAUUUUAAUUAUUCAGAGCCUCUCUCACCCCAACAUCGUGAAAUUGCACGAGGUCUAUGAAACGGAAGCAGAGAUCUACCUGAUCAUGGAGUAUGUUCAGGGAGGGGACCUUUUUGAUGCCAUCAUAGAAAGUGUAAAGUUUCCAGAGCCUGAUGCCGCACUCAUGGUCACAGACUUGUGUAAGGCCCUCGUCCACAUGCACGACAAGAAGAUCGUCCACCGGGAUCUGAAACCGGAAAACCUUCUGGUUCAGCGAAAUGAAGACAAGUCUACCACCUUGAAGCUGGCUGAUUUUGGCCUGGCCAAACAUGUGGUGAGGCCUAUAUUUACCGUGUGUGGGACGCCUACAUAUGUAGCUCCUGAGAUUCUUUCUGAGAAAGGUUAUGGCCUGGAGGUGGACAUGUGGGCUGCAGGUGUGAUCCUCUACAUCCUCCUGUGUGGCUUCCCCCCUUUCAGAAGUCCUGAGAGGGACCAGGAUGAACUCUUCAACAUCAUCCAACUGGGCCAGUUUGAGUUCCUCGCUCCUUACUGGGACAACAUCUCUGAUGCUGCCAAAGAUCUGGUGAGACAUUUGCUGGUAGUGGACCCCAAGAAGCGGUACACGGCCCACCAGGUCCUUCAGCAUCCCUGGAUUGAGAUGGUUGGACAUCCAAGCACAGUGAACCCACAGAAGGAGGAGUCCUCCAGCAGCGAGGGUCGCUUCCAGAGCCAGCACAAGAAGGCUGUAGAGCAGGUGGCAUGAUCCUGUCUGGGGCAUCUAUCCAGCCUGCUCUCCUUGAGGACACAGAAGGGUCAAAGUCUAGAAGAAGACCAUGCAAGGUGCUUCCCAGACUAGAGAAAGAGAAGAGACACCUGGAAUAUUCUAAGGAGUGUUUAAAAGGGAAGUCCUAAUGUUAAAUGCUCUAUGAUAUUUUAGAUUUGUGUAUCGUAAGAAUUGCCACGGAUGAAGAAUUUUGAUAAUAACACUGUUUCCUCCUUGUAGUCAAGUUCAUAGUGGGCUACAUGAGUGUGCUUUCCAUGGCUUGAGCUCCCCCAUGUGAUGAAUGAGGUGAAUCCUGGCUUUUCUAUUUUAAUAAAACAUCUCUGAGUUACAGAAAAAUAACUGCCCUGUUCAGUGAUGGGGAGAGCUGGUGAAUACAGUUCAACACAGCUGUAUUUCAAUCUUUGACAGUUGUGAUAAAAUCUUGUUUGCAUCUCAGAAUAGCAGAGACUAACAAAUAUGAUUCUAUGGGCUGAAAUUCCAUAAAACCCCCAAUUUUUUGGUAGGGGGAAACAUCUGCAGGCUGACUGAUUAGAACUUCAUGAUUAUGGAGAAUUGGAAUAUACAGAUUGAUAGCCAAAAGUUAUCUUUAGUCUCCUUAUAUCUUAUGUAUCACCAAACUGUAUAUUUGACCUAGCAGAUAAAGCUGUUAGAACAUAUUAACUCAGCUGACUGCUAGCUUCUACUCAUCCCAAAGCUAAGAUGUUGUAGCAUCCAGAGCCUACCACCAGUAUACUUGGUAAAUUCAUUGGUUUGUGACUUUGUUGUAUUUUGUGAUAAUAAUAAAAUCAUGUAACCAUUUCCAGGAUGGGAUGUAUCAUUUGGGACAACAUGAAUGCAUGUUGCCAGGCCACGGUCACUCAUAAUUGGCUCAGAAUAAACAAUUUCUUAUUCUUUUUGAAGCAA
Molecule: messenger RNA, 3531 nt
Organism: Peromyscus leucopus (white-footed mouse)
Lineage: Eukaryota; Metazoa; Chordata; Mammalia; Rodentia; Cricetidae
Gene: Dclk3
Product: doublecortin like kinase 3
Exons: 5
Coding region: 181-2607 (808 amino acids)
Biological process (GO): intracellular signal transduction; protein phosphorylation
Molecular function (GO): ATP binding; protein kinase activity
Source: RefSeq, a predicted model, not a curated record